AAAUGCUUCCUUUUGAGAUAUAAUUUUCCAUAAGGGACUGUGUAUGUUCGUUUCGCGGUGGACACGCCCGUGCUUGUGUUGGAACAAGCACUGUGGAAGUGUAAUCACACAAGGGAGACUCUCUCCACCUCUCUGCUGGAUCUGAGAAAAAGGAACUUGACGCUGCUGUCUAGCACAACUUGGGUGUUUAACUCCAAAAGUCAAGAUGCCAGAAACGGCAGAAGCUGUGUCAGCCACUCUCACCACCAACAGAAACUGCACCAUCGAAAUAACCAAUGUCAGCGGUAGCUACUGUCUCAUCAACCCCAAAGUAUACAUGGCGAGUGGCUUCUCUCAGCACCCACCCCAGCCUACAGUGCGUACCACCAAGACCGAAGUGUGCUCCUUCACCAAGGACGACCACACUGCUACGGGCGCUGUCGGCCUGCUGACCUAUGAUCUGUUCCAUAUGCAGAGCCGGGUUUGCUCUGAGCGCGUGGCCAUCAUGUUCUCUGUGCCCUUUGACUACAACCUGUACAAGAACCGCCUGGCCGUAGGCGUGUUUGAGCAUUCCCGUGCCUGUGACAAACACCUGUACGACCAGAUGUAUGAUGGGCAAGACCUCAGUAACUUCAGCCGCUCUGACACAAAUGGCUCUGGGCUGGAGUAUAGAGCGACAUAUGUUGAUUUGAGGGCCACAAUGUCUACUGUUGGCAAAGCCAUUGUUAAAGUGGAGCUCUACGAUAAAAUGGGUCGUUAGUGCGGAUGAGUGUGUGAUUGUUCUGCUUCUUUGUACUUUGGUGCUUUUGUACCCACAGAAUAAAUAAACUUAAUUUGAUUUGA
Toxotes jaculatrix (banded archerfish) is the source of this 822-nucleotide messenger RNA. RefSeq names its product bryoporin. The transcript is spliced from 3 exons. Gene Ontology annotation, cellular component: pore complex. The coding region runs from base 206 to 739 and encodes 177 amino acids. Lineage: Eukaryota; Metazoa; Chordata; Actinopteri; Toxotidae. Gene Ontology annotation, molecular function: channel activity. Gene Ontology annotation, biological process: pore complex assembly; cytolysis in another organism; monoatomic cation transport. The record is from RefSeq and is a predicted model, not a curated record.